This is a messenger RNA of Plasmodium inui San Antonio 1, 3798 nucleotides long. RefSeq lists its product as hypothetical. Gene Ontology annotation, biological process: protein deubiquitination. Bases 1 to 3798 code for a protein of 1265 amino acids. The transcript has a single exon. The record is from RefSeq and is a predicted model, not a curated record. Lineage: Eukaryota; Apicomplexa; Aconoidasida; Haemosporida; Plasmodiidae. Gene Ontology annotation, molecular function: cysteine-type deubiquitinase activity; cysteine-type endopeptidase activity. Gene Ontology annotation, cellular component: nucleus; cytosol.
AUGAUCCCCCCUUAUGGGAAAAUACACGUUUCUCUGUCAAACAAGUAUGUUGAAUUUUACGAAGAAAAAAGUUUAAAGGAGGCACAAAACUGUACAGGAAAAGAAAAUGACAUAAAAUUAUCAUGUGAAGAUGAGGAGUCCACCACGGUUGGGUGCACACGGGAUGACGUGUCUCUGGAUGGACAUACAGAUGAGAAAGAUUUUAGAGAAACGAAUCAUCAGCCUGGAUGCCACCCUGCCGGUUUAAGUAAAUACCAUUUGGGAGAUGGUAAAAGGGGUGACACGUCGCCGGAGUUAACUUCCUCCGGUGUAAUCGGCAGCGAGUGUGAGAAGAGCACGCCCCGAGUGGAAGCGGCAACCGCGUUGCUCGUUCCUCCUGAGCAGCACUCAGGUACGGAACCAUUGGGACGGGGUGAUGGCGGCGUUGCUACCGUUGACAGUGUUGCUACCGUUGACAGUGUUGCUACCGUUGACAGCGUUUCUACCGUCGAUGAUGUCCGUGCUGAACGUGCCAGCCCUGGCGAGGAAUCCCCGAAUCAAGUGAACUGCAAAAGAGGGAAGGCAACCACCCCCACGGUCCGACUAAAAAGUUUCAAAAAAAUCUUUAACAGAACAUUCAGCAAGUAUUACUUUAUCGGAAAGCCGUUCAAGAGGUACAUGAAAGUGAGAAAGAGUGCUUCACAGGAAAAAGUGAAAAAGCGUGAAAGUAAAAAAGUUAGUACAAAUGGGAUACCCAUAUCGAAGAAAGUAGGAGCACUGGCAUGCCAUGAUGAGGAGGACUUCUCUGUUAAGAGGCUUGAGGCGACAUCCUCAGAGAGCGCCAAAAGGAGAGACAAGGUUACAAUGGGGGAGGAAGAACACACUGACGGGAACAUAAUCCCAGUGAGAAAAUGCCUCCAUCAGAUGUUGCUGCGCCCCCCAAAGGUGCGGAUAACAAAUCGGGGGAACGUCGUGUUGUCCAAAAUGAUAACAAAGGGAAGCAUCUCUAGAAAAAAGCUGGAAACGGUGGAAAAGUUGAAAAAUGUCGAAAAGGUGAAAAAGAUAAAAAUCGUAAAGAAAAUGAAGAAGGAAGGAAAGCCCGUUGAUUUGAAAAGGAAAAACAGCUUUAACGUGGAUGCAGGUCCACACAUCGGCGAAGACAAAUGCCACACGCAUGAAACCUCGACGGUGUCCAUUCAGAGUACUAGGCUCCUUGUGCAUAGGGAGAAGUGCGAAUCGAUGCGGAAACCGGUAGUUAACCGGAAGGACGAGGUUACAAAUGGAAGUUGUUCUGCCCGAAUUGAAGGCAACUGCAUGGGGAGGUACACAGAAGGAAAUGUUAAAAACAAGAAGAAGAAAAAGAAAAAAAAGAAGGGCACCCCCGAGGGGGACAGUGCGAUCGGCGGUGGGGGACGCAGCUUUGGUGACCGAAGUCCAAGUGAUGCACAUUUAACGGGGAAACGUCCGAUGGAAUGCAAACCGAACGGAAACGCGGCGAUGCAUGAGGAGACCGUUCCUGAGAAGGUACACCGCGAGACGCUUGAUUCUUUGCAUAAACAGCAACCAGAAAGUGGACAACAUAGCAAAGAGGGUGCAACGAUGGCAGCCCCCAAUGGAGGCACUGUGCAUAAUGAAGAGCAGAGAUACAACAAAAACGUAAGAGACGAGGGAGAACGGAAAGGCGUGGUGAUAAAAAAAGGCGAUGGGCGGUACAUGUCCGGGGAGGAUCCCGAAGUGGGUGCGAUGGUGAGGCCGACUGGUUGCGACAAAGAGGGGGGGAAGCGAAAAAAGAAAAAAAAAAGUGCACGUGGCUGUGCCAGUGCAAGUUUCAACCCUAAUGAGGACGGCGAAGCGGGAAGGCGAAGCCAACUGAACCCAAGCGAACUAAACCUGAGCGAAUAUCUCAUACUCAAGGAAAUAAAAACCAAGCAGAGCAACGAAAUGGUGCAGCUGAACCUUGAUUCAUCCUUCUUUGUGUCCAAAGGCGCGGGUCUGUACAACUAUGGCCAGAAUAUCUGCUUCUUUAACAGCAUAAUACAGACCAUCGUGAGGAUCCCCUACAUCUGCAAAGAUCUGUUAAGCAAAUUGCAUUCGUUAAAUUGUGAAAAGAAAAAGGUGCGCGUGUUUUGCUUCUAUUGCUUGUUCGAACAGUUCGCCUGCAACAUUAUAUCCAAAAAGUGCGGAAUAAAAAAUAUGCUCAUCCCGUAUAUAAAAAAAUACAUUUGUAAUAACUACAUUGUUGGCUACCAGGAAGAUGUUCAUGAGUAUCUGCGUUACUUCCUUUGCUCGCUGGAGAAGUCUUCCUUCUCGUCGUCCAUUUAUAUACAGAAAAUGUUCACCGGGGUGACGAAGAACAUAACGAUAUGCACAAAAUGUAACAAUGUGUCGUUAAAAUAUGAGCAGUAUUACGAGCUCUCCUUGGAUAUCAGCUCAUCGAAUAAUUUAGAAGAGGCGCUUCGGAAAUAUAUUUCUAAGGAGACCCUCUUGGGGGAUAAUGGAUACUACUGUGACAAAUGCAGGAAGAAAAAAAAAGCCACCAAACAGUGUGUUAUUAAUAAACUCCCAAGAGUGCUUACCAUCCAAAUUAAGAGAUUCUUUAUGAACUCUAAAUUUCAUGUGAUAAAAAAUCACAAACAUAUUUCCUACCCCUUGUACCUCGACAUGAAGGGCUAUGUUAAUAACUACGACUUGUUUCAAAAUGAUUUUAACAAUAAUGUGAUAGCACUCUACGAGAAGGUGAACCUCGCCACGGGGGGAGGAGGCGGCCAGGUAAGCGGCGAGCGAAGCGGCCAGGUAACCGUUCAGCGAAGCAUCCAGCGAAGCGGCGUAGAAAAUGUGCAGGGACUCGGCCUAGAAAAUGUCCAGGGAAACCUCCUAGAAAGUGACAUCCGUGGUGAUAACCCAAGCGUCCCGCGGAGUACGCGCCCCAAUCCUCACGUCCUCAACCAAAUCGCGCACAUCUUCGCCGAGCUGAAAAGGGAAGUGUGCAUGAGGAAAAUAAAAAAUCAGCUCACCCCCGCGGAGCUUAGAAGCAUCAUCAUGGAAACAAAAAAACGAAUCAUAAAAGAACUGAACAAAAUAAAAUUCUCCAAAUUUUACAACGACAUUCUUUUGAGCAUAUCGAAGGAUAUCGACACGUUGUACAGCCACAUGAGGGCCAACGCAGGUAAGAAGCAUUUUACAUUGAAGGGCGCCCUUUUUAACUUCAAAGUGGAGCUCCUCAGUGGGGAGGGGCACCUACCCUCCCAGUACAAACCGUGUAGAAGCGAAAAUGGCAAUCCAAGGGCAAGCAGCAAAUUUGGCGAAGGAAACACGUUUGGAGAAGGAAACACAUUCGGCGAAAGAACCACGUUUGCCGAAGUAAACAGAUUUGGCGAAGGAGACACGUUUGGAGAAGGAAACAAAUUUGACGAAAAAAGGGAACACUCAGCGCACAAUGCGAAGAAUCACCCCAAGCAAAGAAGCACAAGCUAUUUCUCGUACGAAUUAACGGGACUAAUUAAACACAUCGGCUCUGGGACAGAAUAUGGACACUACGUAGCGCUAACCAAGUCAAACAACAACAUAUACCUGCUCUGUGAUGACAAUAACAUUUCAUACAUCAACAAAAAAGACGUCCUAAACUGUGUAAAGAAUGCCUACGUUUUUAUUUACACGUGUAUCCACCCCGACUUUAUCGAUUUUUAUAAUAAGUAUGUGGAUGUCUUGGAAAAAAAAAAGUUUAAUAUUAACUUACCCGUAUUCGAGAAGCGAGUCGAAUUUAAGGAGCGCAUAACUAUGCCCAAGCAGAAGUUCAUCAGUAGGUCUCUCCAUUUUUGA